GAAGAAAAGCUUGUUUUACUUGUUCUGACACAUCUCAGGAAGGUAGGACGUCCUCUUGUAAACAACCAAAACUCUGCGCUCAUACAGCUCAGCUGGAGGAGUGGUGACUGCUACUUGGACUUGCAAGCUCACAUCUCGCCAAAAGAAAUGUCGACGUCACCUCCUCAAGUGAUUCCAAGGAAGCCUUCAGGGGUCAAAGUGCUGACUCCACUUCAGCGACAUCGUCCCAAUGGGCUGCCCAUCAUCACGGACGCUGAGAGAGAGAACGGCACAAGCGGGAAGUCAAGCCACAAAAAGCUGAUGACUGCAGAAAGAGAAGUUGAAAUCUUGAAUCACUGCUUUGAUGACAUCGAGAGGUUCAUGGCUCGCCUCCAACAAACCGCGGAGGCCCGGAGCAUUCUCAACCAAAGGACCAAAAGGAGCGCCAAGAAAAGCACCAAAAAUGACAAACAAGGAGACUUGCUGACCAAGAAAGCGACUCCUCCGUCUGAGCAGGAAUUUGUGGACAUCUUUCAGAAAAUCAAGUACUCCUUCUGUUUACUGGAUCGCUUGAAGUCGUCCAUCUCACAACCAGAUGCACCAGAUCUGCUCCACCACAUCUUUUUACCUCUGAACUUGAUGGUGAAGACCACUGAGACAUUAGCUGCAUCCGUGAAGAGUCCAUGCAUGACCAGAGGAGCCGUUUCUCUGCUCCGAGAGCACCUGACUGGAGAGGAAAAGGAGCUGUGGAAAUCACUGGGACCCAACUGGACCUCAGACGCUUCGCAGCAGACCGUUUCUGCUCCUCCAUAUUCGCCUGUCUUCCUGGAUGGGUGGCAGCCUCAGGCUAACGACUCAGCUGGUCGGCUGCUGGAAGAUCCCGUCCAGUUGCAGCACAAAGAGGACGCUUUUAAUGAAAGCGUGCGGAAGCAAAGUCAACAGGAACAUGUCCAGCCUGCGUCCAAGAACUACGGGGAAGGGACCGAAAAAGCAAGUAAAAAUGGGAUCCCACCAAAUGGAAAGAGAAUGUAUCACUGCAAUUACGACUUUGUGGCCAGAAACAACGAUGAACUCUCCGUACUACAUGGGGAAGCGCUAGAGGUCCUUGAAUUAUCAUCGGACCGCUUUUGGAAGUGCCGGAAUAGCUAUGACGAGAUCGGACUUGUUCCGUGUAACAUCCUGGAGCCUCUGUCUGCGCUGAACAACACUGAGAGAAUCCAUCCGGUGCUUCGAACAGAGUCAAAGAGAACAGCUCUCACCCCUCGGUGUUUCUCGUACGUCCCAUCGAGCAGCGACGGGUUCAGGCCGACCGCGACCAACCGAGCAGAGCGACAUCAGAGCAUGGUUCUGCCAUCGAACAUGACAAGAGAAGAUGGCAGCCGAGUCAUGGCUAUGAACAAUGAGCUUCUGCAGCGGCUGGCUAAGAAAAGGAACUCGCUUGAAGAGACGGAGGUCUCCUCCACAGCUGGCAUCCCGAUCCCCCUGAACUACCACUCCCCAAGCUCUGCGGUGAAGUCCUGGCUCUCUGCGAAGGGCUUCAGUCAGGGGACCGUGGAGACCCUGGGAGUUUUGAACGGAGCUCAGCUCUUCUCCUUAAAGAACGAGGAGCUCUGCAGUGUGUGUCCUCUGGAAGGAGAGAGUAUUUACCUGCAGGUGCUGGGACAGAAGUCCCUUCUCGAGGACGUGCGCAAAGUUUCUGAACUAGAGACGGUGGCGGAGAAGUGAAACCUGAUGACUGACCUGGAUUGGUAAACGUCACGAUAUUUGACGAAGAAAUCACUAAUAACUUAAAGAGAUAUGAGACCAAUCUGUUGUACAUGAAGGCUAUUUAAAUUCAUCAGCUGCACAGUAACAUGAACAUUACAUACAUGUAUUAAUUAUAGAGUAAUAUCUGCACUGGCAAGAACAUUUAACUUUUUUUUUUUAAAUAAACUGCUAACUUUGUUCUGUUUUCAUUUUGCUAGUUUUAUGUCUUUUUUAAUAUGCUGUUAGCCGUUAUGUUCAUUGUAUCAAAAAGCAUCUUGAACACAGCAUUAGAAUAUAAGUAAGGCCUUGUAUUAUUGCACAUGAAGGUUACAUAAAACUACGUAUUAAUGAUGCAGCCCUAUUGGCCGCAACUGACAUGCGAAAUGUUUUUAUUUCACACGUUCUCAAAAUAAACUUCUCUUAGCGUUUCUAUUUUUUUGUUGUAGUCACACGUCUUAGUUGAUAUUCUGUGGAUACUAACAAUGUAAAUAAAAUAAACGAGACAAAAUUCAUGUAAAAUGAUGACAGUUGUCCAUUAACAGAAAACCUCUACAGAUUGUCCACUUUUCGCAUUCAUUGAUGUUUAUUUCACAUUCAUUUUUAUUAUGUCGCUUUGUACAGCCACGUGUUGUUUCAGUCUAAAUGUACAAACACAUCACAUUAAAACAACAACAACAACAAAA
Molecule: messenger RNA, 2408 nt
Organism: Poecilia latipinna (sailfin molly)
Lineage: Eukaryota; Metazoa; Chordata; Actinopteri; Cyprinodontiformes; Poeciliidae
Gene: eps8l1a
Product: EPS8 signaling adaptor L1a
Exons: 14
Coding region: 148-1704 (518 amino acids)
Biological process (GO): positive regulation of ruffle assembly; Rho protein signal transduction; regulation of Rho protein signal transduction
Cellular component (GO): plasma membrane; vesicle; ruffle membrane
Molecular function (GO): actin binding
Source: RefSeq, a predicted model, not a curated record